This is a messenger RNA of Chara braunii, 781 nucleotides long. Lineage: Eukaryota; Viridiplantae; Streptophyta; Charophyceae; Charales; Characeae. The record is from the annotation of a GenBank genome assembly.
GUGCGAAGAAUGCCCUGGGGGUUAGGACCCACCGCUGGAGGGGUCCAAAAUUAGAAAAGGGGUCGGGGUCAAAUUAAUUUCGGGUUGCGAAGAAUGCCUUGGCGGUUAGGACCCAUCGCCAAAGGGAUCCAAAAAUUAAAAAGGGGGUCGGACUCUUACUUAAUGGGGGUCAAACUAAUUUCGAGGUGCCAAGAAUGCCCUGGCGCAGUGAAGAUGAAGAGGAGGAAGACGAGGAGGAGGAGGAAGAGGAUGAAGAGGAUAAAGAGGGGGAGAGGAAUCAGGAUGGAAUGCUGGAGGACGAGGAGGAUGAAAGUGAGGAUGAAGAGGAGGAUGAAGAGGAGGAUGACGCUGAGAUGACGACACCGGAGGAGGGGCAAAGGGAUGAAGAUGAUAAGGGUGAGGAAGAGGAUACGGAGGAAGAAGGAGAGGAAAAGGAAGAGGAGGGAGAGGGGGGCAAAGAGGAGGACAAAGAGAAGGACAGAGAGGACGACAAAGCGAAGGACAGAGAGGAGAACAGAGAAGAGGGUGGUCUAAGUAGAUAAGGAGCAGUGUGCCCAGCGAGUCCCUCUGAACAAGCGGUGAAAAUGUCGGUAGCUGUUUUGCGUGAUUUCUACAAGUCUAGUCAAUUGAAGCCUGCACUCGGAAACAGAGGAGUCAAAGAACGGACGAUCUCUAGACGAUCUCGUGAUGUCCCCUUGAACGAUUUGGGCCCCUAUAGCGGUGGGUGCCGACUUAAAGCUAAGUCGAUUUAUAGUCCUAUAAAUCAAUGUUGCWAAACAGA